AUGGACAUGGACUCGGCCUCGGAGCGGCUCGACGGCCGAGGUCCCCGCACGAGGCCCAAAUCCUCCAGGGCACCGGAGUCCUUCAGGCGGGUGGGGAUCCUGGUCCUGGCCGUGGUGCUCACCCUGGCCUGCUUGGUCGCCAUCGGCUUCCUGGUGAAGAUUUACCUGGACCACCACUACCUGUUCUGCAAGCAGCCCCUGAAGCUGGUGCCGCUGAAGCAGGUGUGCGACGGGCAGCUGGACUGCCUGCAGGGCGAGGACGAGGCCACCUGUCCCCAGUGGGUCCCCCAGGGGCCACCAGCCAGGGCCCGCGUUUCCAAAGACAGAUCCAUCCUGCAGGUGCUCCAGAGCCACACUGGCACCUGGUCCUGUGUGUGCCACGACCACUUCACCCCGGCGCUGGCCAGAGCUGCCUGUGAGCAGAUGGGCUACAGCAGCACCCCAGCCUUCCAGGGCGUGGAGGUGAGCUCGGGGCAGCCUCUGCCUCCCCGCGAGGUGGUGCUGAGCAACGGGAGCCUGCAGGUGCUUGAGCCAGGCAGGAAAUGCCUCUCGGGGCUGGUCGUGUCGCUCUUUUGUUCCAACUGCGGGCAGAGCGUGCGCACCCCGCGGGUGCUGGGGGGCAGCCCGGCUGCCAUCGAGGCGUGGCCCUGGCAGGUGAGCCUGCAGUACAGGAAGGAGCACAUCUGCGGGGGCAGCAUCAUCGGGCCCGGCUGGGUGCUCACGGCCGCGCACUGCUUCAAGAACAACCCCAUCAUCCAGAGCUGGCGUGUGAAGGCCGGCUCCGACCUGCUGUCGGGCGCUGCCACCAUCGCCGUGGAGAAGGUGUUCCUGGCCGAGGUGACGCCCGCGUCCCCCAAGGAGAACGACAUCGCCCUGGUGAAGCUGCGCUCCCCCCUGCACGACUCAGACAGCACCAAGCCCAUCUGCCUGCCCUAUUUCGAUGAAGAGCUGGUGCCAGGCACGCCCCUGUGGGUGAUCGGCUGGGGCUACACAGAGGAGCACGGGAAGCUGUCGGAGCAGCUGCAGCAGGCCGAGGUGGAGCUCAUCGACAAGCAGAGCUGUAACCUGGCCGCCUACCACGGCGAUGUCACCGACAGGAUGCUGUGUGCCGGCCUGCCCCAGGGCGGCGUGGACACCUGCCAGGGGGACAGCGGCGGGCCCCUCCUGUACUCAGGAGGGCACUGGCAGGUCGUGGGCAUCGUCAGCUGGGGCCAGGGCUGCGGCACCCCCAGCACACCCGGCGUCUACACCAGUGUCCGUGCCUACCUGGACUGGAUCUACGCCGUGCUCAGGUCGGAGCUCUGA
Messenger RNA from Passer domesticus (house sparrow), 1305 nucleotides. RefSeq names its product transmembrane serine protease 4 (gene TMPRSS4). Bases 1 to 1305 code for a protein of 434 amino acids. Gene Ontology annotation, cellular component: membrane. Gene Ontology annotation, molecular function: protein binding; serine-type endopeptidase activity. The transcript is spliced from 13 exons. Gene Ontology annotation, biological process: acrosome reaction; proteolysis. The record is from RefSeq and is a predicted model, not a curated record. Lineage: Eukaryota; Metazoa; Chordata; Aves; Passeriformes; Passeridae.